Folsomia candida is the source of this 1271-nucleotide messenger RNA. RefSeq names its product cuticle protein 7. The coding region runs from base 182 to 859 and encodes 225 amino acids. NCBI's taxonomy places the organism in Eukaryota, Metazoa, Arthropoda, Collembola, Entomobryomorpha, Isotomidae. Gene Ontology annotation, cellular component: extracellular matrix. The record is from RefSeq and is a predicted model, not a curated record. The transcript has 7 exons.
AGGGUCAAGUUCUUCAUCGAGUAAAAUAAAAAGCGUCGAUUUGGUGCAGUCGUCCGUGUCGCGUAUAAAAGGCGAGAAACGAAACCAACUUCCAGACACUUCCAGUUUGCUAGUCGUGAGAAUUAGAUCGUUUACAGUGAUUGCUACUUGAGUGCAGUUUUGUGAAAGUGAAAGAAGAAAAAUGGUUUCGAUUAAGGUCACCCUCGCCUUGGCUUUGGCCUUCGUGGCUGUCGCAAAUGCGGCUCCCGGUGCUCCCGCAGUUUAUGCGGCAGAUUACUAUGCUUAUCCCAAAUACAGCUAUUCUUAUGGAGUUAAGGACGCACUGACGGGUGACCAGAAAUCUGCUCAUGAAACUCGAGACGGAGACGUUGUAAAGGGAAGCUACAGUCUCGUCCAACCUGAUGGCGUGCUCCGAACGGUCAAUUACGUGGCUGGGCCCCACACCGGUUUCCAGGCCGAAGUUGUCAAUUCUGCCCCUGCCGUCCACGCCGUUAAGAAGGUCGUCGCAGCCGCCCCUGUCGCCGCAAUUGCUCCAGUCGCUUACGGGCACGGGCACGGAUAUGCCGCCCCCAUCGCAAAAGCUGUAGCACCACUUGGUUACGGACACGGAUAUGCCGGACACGGAUAUGCCGCAGCACCAAUCGCCGUCGCGAAACCAGCAGCUCUCUCAUACGCUCACGGAAUUGGACCCGUCGUCGGUCACCACGGAGGUUACGCUGCCGCCCCCGUCGCCAACUAUGGUCAUCACGCCGCCUUGGGCUUUGCUGGUGAUUAUGCGGGACACGGCGGACUUGCGCACGGACCAAUCGGAUAUGGUGGACUUGGUCAUGGGGGUUAUGCUCAUGGCGGAUUCUACUAAAAAAAUUGACAUAAUCUUCAGAACUCUGCUGAUGAAUGACAAAUGAAUCUCAUUUUUUUGUACGGAUAAGCUCUUAUCGUCUAUUUCUCUCUGUCCUUUUUUCUGUCUGAUCUCUGUGCCGUAUUCCGCACCAAUUUUAUAAAUAUUUCAUGAAUCCGAUUCUUUUUUCUCGCUAUAUAUUUCCGCACAAGCACUGUAAUUUAUUUGCCAACAAACAAUUUACAAUUACAGCUAAGAUAACGUACUAACUAAUAUUAGUACAAAAUAUUUUUGAUAAUAUUUUGCCACUACUACGUUACAAAUGACUUUGAUACAGAUGCUCCUUCAAAUUUUUAUAAUGCAAUAUGUUAACACGUAAGACAACUUGAAAUAAAAGGGAAAAAAGCUAAAAUAAUUUGUUAACCAAAUUUAA